GCCCCAGGCUCCCAGCAUCGGAUCUCGGCUCAGAGUGCUUUUGGGCGUCGGGCAAGAUGGCUGCUCGCGGCCUGGGCCGCAGCCUGGGAAGAUUCCUGUGCAGCCCCAGCUGGCGCUCGGGGAAGCCGGUGAGGCCGCUGCGCGGGGUGAGCGCCCCCGCCGCAGCCACCGCGCAGCUCGGCUCGUACCAGGCGCAGAGCGUACAGGCGGCCCGGGAACCGGCAGCUUUCUGGGGGCCGCUGGCGCGGGACACGCUCGUGUGGGACACCCCCUAUCACACCGUCUGGGAUUGUGACUUCAGCAGCGGCAAGAUCGGCUGGUUCCUGGGAGGCCAGUUAAACGUGUCUGUUAAUUGCUUGGAUCAGCAUGUUCAGAAGUCCCCAGAGAGCAUCGCUUUGAUCUGGGAGCGGGACGAACCUGGAACUGAAGUGAGGAUCACCUACAGGGAACUACUGGAGACCACAUGCCGCUUGGCCAACACACUGAAGAGACAUGGAAUCUCUCGAGGGGACCGUGUGGCGAUCUACAUGCCUGUUUCCCCACUGGCUGUGGCUGCAAUGCUAGCCUGUGCCAGGAUUGGAGCUGUCCACACGGUUAUCUUUGCUGGCUUCAGUGCGGAGUCCCUGGCUGGGAGGAUCAAUGAUGCUAAGUGCAAGGUGGUCAUCACCUUCAACCAAGGACUCCGGGGAGGGCGUGUGGUAGAGCUGAAGAAGAUAGUGGAUGAAGCUGUGAAGCAGUGCCCGACCAUCCAGCAUGUUCUGGUGGCUCACAGGACAGACAACAAGGUCCACAUGGGGCAUCUGGACAUCCCCCUCGAGCAGGAAAUGGCCAAGGAGGACCCUGUGUGUGUCCCAGAAAGCAUGGACAGUGAGGACAUGCUCUUCCUGCUCUAUACCUCAGGGAGCACUGGAGUACCCAAGGGACUCGUCCACACACAGGCGGGCUACCUGCUGUACGCCGCUCUGACGCACAGGCUUGUGUUUGACUACCGGCCAGGUGACGUUUUUGGCUGUGUGGCUGACAUUGGCUGGAUCACAGGACACAGCUACGUGGUAUAUGGACCUCUGUGCAAUGGAGCGACCACUGUUCUUUUUGAGAGCACCCCGGUUUACCCUGAUGCUGGUCGAUAUUGGGAGACAGUACAGAGGUUAAAGAUCAACCAGUUCUAUGGAGCCCCAACGGCUGUCCGGCUGUUGUUGAAAUAUGGCAACUCCUGGGUGAAGAAGUAUGACCGCUCCUCCCUGCGGACCCUGGGGUCAGUGGGAGAACCAAUCAACCGUGAGGCCUGGGAGUGGCUCCACAAGGUGGUGGGGGACCGCAGAUGCACUCUGGUGGACACCUGGUGGCAAACAGAAACAGGUGGUAUCUGCAUCGCCCCACGCCCCUCAGAAGAAGGAGCAGAAAUCCUCCCUGCCAUGGCGAUGAGGCCCUUUUAUGGCAUCAUCCCCGUUCUGAUGGACGAGAAGAAGAAUGUUAGUUUUUGCCUUCUGAAGCACAACCUGCCACUUCUCUCACAUGUGUGUCUCCGGGUCUGUAGGGAAAUGUUGUAUAGGGCGGUAAUGUCUCUGGGGCUCUGUGCCUGUCCCAGGCCUGGCCAGGCAUGGCCAGGACCAUCUAUGGAGACCACCAGAGAUUCAUGGAGGCCUACUUCAAGCCUUAUCCAGGCUACUACUUCACCGGAGAUGGGGCUUACCGGACUGAGGGCGGCUACUACCAGAUCACUGGGCGGAUGGAUGAUGUCAUCAACAUUAGCGGUCAUAGGCUGGGGACCGCUGAGAUUGAGGAUGCAAUGGCUACCCACCCUGCUGUGCCAGAGACUGCUGUCAUUGGCUACCCCCAUGACAUCAAAGGAGAAGCUGCAUUUGCCUUCAUUGUGUUGAAGGACAACGCAGGUGACCCAGAUUUGGUGGUGAAGGAGCUCAGGUCAGCAGUGGCCAACAAGAUUGCCAAGUAUGCCGUGCCCGAUCAG
This is a messenger RNA of Hyaena hyaena (striped hyena), 1969 nucleotides long. RefSeq names its product acyl-CoA synthetase short chain family member 1 (gene ACSS1). The record is from RefSeq and is a predicted model, not a curated record. Gene Ontology annotation, biological process: acetyl-CoA biosynthetic process. Bases 57 to 1880 code for a protein of 607 amino acids. The transcript is spliced from 13 exons. Gene Ontology annotation, molecular function: acetyl-CoA synthetase activity. Lineage: Eukaryota; Metazoa; Chordata; Mammalia; Carnivora; Hyaenidae. Gene Ontology annotation, cellular component: mitochondrion.